Molecule: messenger RNA, 3240 nt
Organism: Salvelinus sp. IW2-2015
Lineage: Eukaryota; Metazoa; Chordata; Actinopteri; Salmoniformes; Salmonidae
Gene: gucy1a1
Product: guanylate cyclase 1 soluble subunit alpha 1
Exons: 8
Coding region: 323-2488 (721 amino acids)
Biological process (GO): response to oxygen levels; cGMP biosynthetic process
Cellular component (GO): guanylate cyclase complex, soluble
Molecular function (GO): heme binding; guanylate cyclase activity
Source: RefSeq, a predicted model, not a curated record
CUCGCGCAUCGAUUGGCCAGGUCGACUCUUCUGUCGGUUUUCAUUGGUUUGUGAUAAUGGUAUUUCACUCAUCUUUUGCCCAUGUAAUUUACUAUUAAUAUUGUAUGUGGUUGCUGGCAUAGGUGCGGAUCAUUUAUAACAUACGAAAGGGAGAAAGACAGGUGUCCACAAGAGAGGAUGCGCAUAAAAUAUUUUUUUUUUCUUCUCCUCGCUCCCUUGCGAAUGCCAUGAUGUGGGAAUGGAGUUUCCAGCUGAGACAGGAGUUGCGUGUCCAAAAUGUAGACAUUUGCAUGUAAUCAAGAGAUGAGGAUAAGCACUAAGAAUGUUUUGCGCAAAAUUGAAAGACCUGAAAAUCUCUGGAGAAUGCCCGUUCUCCGGUAUCGGUCGUAUGGACGAACCCGGAGACUUUGAGGAAUGUACAAGUGACCAUACCGGGGAUGUACUGGCAAUUUCCAAGGAUGUGUAUGGAAAUGUAUCAGAGGUGCUACCUCAAAGGAAGACAAGCAAGACUAGAGUCAAUCUUCAUUCAUUAGGGGAGAGCAUCCGCAAAUUGGCAUGUCCCGAGUUUCAAAGACUGCAUACUGCCUUUCUGCAAAUGAUGAAACAGCAUACGUUAGACAAGAAAUGCCCUUCCGUGUGUUACGCAGACAUCUGUCAAGAUAGGAGCUUUGAUCGACCAGAGAAUUUAAUGGAGAUCAUGAAGAAUUAUUCUCUAAAAACAGGUAUUCACAUGGACGCUUUGAAAGUCUCCCUUGGUGAGGAGCUGUUCCAAACAUGCUUCGAUGAGGAUGGCCAUAUUCUGCGGGUAGUGGGGGGAGCCCUCAGCGACUUCCUGAACAGCUUCAAUGUCCUGUUGAAACAGAGCUGCAGCCCAAACCCGCUAGCACCAGCCGCUCUGCAAGCCGAACCAGACAGGAGAACAGAUUAUGUAAACAAUGAAGAAGCGUCGGUGCUGUGCCUGGACAAGGAUCUGGGUCUGCUCACCGUCUACUACUUCAACCCCAGGCAGACCACGGAGCUCUUCUUCCCUGGGGUCAUCAAGGCGGCCGCCCGCCUGCUCUACGACACCACUGUGGAGGUGUUGAUGGACAUGGAGAUGGACCUUCAAGGAGGCACCAAGGAGAGCGUAGGCCCCUUGCAGUUUCAGGCUGGGCCCCGGCAGCCCAGCCUGCUCUACUCGGUGGUGGUGAAGAACGCCAAGAGCCUGAGCCCCAGUCCCAUGAGGGCCACGUCAGUUGGGACCAUGCCCACCUUGCUCUUCUCCUCCACCUUCCCCUUCCACCUCUUUCUGGAUCAGGACCUGGGCCUGUUGCAAAUCGGGGAUGGCCUCCGGAAGAGACUUAGCCGGAAGGAAGGCCUGAGGCGGCCCACUGCCUUCCUGGAGCACUUUGCCAUCGUCAUGCCCCAGAUCAGGUGCACCUUCCAAGGCAUCUUGACUAUGCUGAACACACAGUUCAUCAUUCGGAUAAAGCACCAAGGUGGCUCCAUGGCCGAUGACACAGGGAGGCUCAUGGACCUGAAAGGCCAGAUGAUCUACAUCUCAGAGUCCAAUGUCAUCCUCUUCCUGGGCUCCCCGUGCGUAGACAAGCUGGAGGAGCUGACUGGCCGGGGCCUCUACCUGUCUGACAUCCCCAUUCACAACGCCCUGCGCGACGUAGUCCUGGUGGGCGAGCAGGCCAAGGCUCAGGAUGGCUUGAAGAAGCGCCUAGGCAAGGCCAAGGCGGCCCUGGAGCACGCUCACCUCGCCCUGGAGGAAGAGAAAAAGAGGACGGUGGAUCUGCUUUUCACCAUUUUCCCAGGGACGGUGGCCCAGGAACUUUGGCAAGGCCACACGGUGGAUGCCAGGGAGUUUGAGAAUGUCACCAUGCUGUUCUCUGACAUCGUGGGCUUCACGGCCGUGUGCUCACGCUGCACACCUAUGCAGGUGGUCACCAUGCUCAAUGAGCUGUACACACGCUUUGACCACCACUGCGGGGAGCUGGAUGUAUACAAGGUGGAGACUAUCGGUGAUGCGUACUGUGUGGCCGGUGGCUUGCACAAGGAGAGCGAGACUCAUGCAGUGCAGAUUGCCCUCAUGGCGCUGAAGAUGAUGGAGCUGUCCGAUGAGGUCAGGACGCCCACUGGUGAGCCAAUCAAGAUGAGAAUUGGCCUACACACUGGCUCAGUUCUGGCCGGUGUUGUUGGCGUGAUGAUGCCGCGCUAUUGUCUGUUUGGCAACAACGUCACAUUGGCAAAUAAGUUUGAGUCCUGUAGCGUACCUAGAAGAAUCAACGUUAGCCCCACAACCCACAGAUUGCUGAAAGAUUGUCCAGAGUUCGUCUUCAUUCCCCGGACCAGACAGGAUCUUCCGCCAAACUUCCCGCCGGAUAUUCCUGGUGUUUGUUACUUCUUGGAGGCUUUUGAUCAAUGGUCGGGCAAAACCACAAGUGACUGUGAGACCGAUGAACCAUGCUACAGCAAUACAAACUUCAUGGCUGAGCAAACAUAGAUGGUAUGAUGAGACACAGCCAAACCUGGGUUCAAUUAAUAUUUUAAAUCUUUGAGCGUUUGAUUGAGCCUGCCUGGAGCACCAAAUGGGCAGUUUGCACUUUUAGCAAUAUUCCACUGGAUUCAUUGCGCAAUGCAAGCUCAAUCGAGCAGAGCUAAAGUAUUUGAAAGAAACUAAUAUUUGUACCCAGGUCUAAAUACAGCUASCACCCGUUGCUGUAGAUUUCUUUAGGUGAUGUAGAAAUGUUGAUUAUUCUCCUACAAAAUCGCUAGAUGUACAUUUUGUAUGCUUUCACUGAUUUAUUCACCUCACCAGAUUCACAUACUUUCUUACACUGUAAUUACACUACAACUGCCUAUGUAACUACCAUGUAAAUACAUAGGUAUUAAUCACACAUUGGGACUUAAAGGGAUAGUCACCCAAAUUACAUCGGUUUUCUUACCCUGUAUGCAGUCUGUGAACAAGGUAAGAAAGCAAUCCAUACUUUAAUUUGAAUUAACUGCUCUCCAAAUGCAAGUCAAUAUCCCUGCAUUUUUCGCCUCUCACCUUGUCCUUAGACUGCAUACAGGCUAAGUGCCAAGCAUAUGCAAUUUUGUAAUUUGGUUAAACUAUCCCUUUAAAGAGAAUUACACAAUAACUAAUGUCACGGCAUGGCUAGAACACAAUGAAUGUGGUUCCAUUACAAUUAGCAUUUAUUCCUGUGAUUAUUUUUGUAUUGUCCAAGCGACAAUAAAUAUUGUGAUUAACAGAUU